Messenger RNA from Drosophila simulans, 10563 nucleotides. It is a transcript of the gene nonC, whose product is annotated as serine/threonine-protein kinase Smg1. Gene Ontology annotation, cellular component: TORC1 complex; nucleus; TORC2 complex. The transcript has 9 exons. The coding region runs from base 272 to 9970 and encodes 3232 amino acids. Gene Ontology annotation, molecular function: protein binding; protein serine/threonine kinase activity. The record is from RefSeq and is a predicted model, not a curated record. Gene Ontology annotation, biological process: negative regulation of macroautophagy; phosphorylation; TOR signaling. Lineage: Eukaryota; Metazoa; Arthropoda; Insecta; Diptera; Drosophilidae.
AGAAUGCUGGACAAUUUGGAUGACAAGUCAAUCCUCCUGUCAAGCAUUCUGAUUGCAGAACACAUCCCAGUUGUGGUGCAGUGAAAAAUUACACAAGGAAAAUCGGAUUCGAUGGCCCGUUGAGCGCCAGCGUCAGCUGUUUCUAUCGAUAACUGAUUGGCACGAUUGUUGCAGCAAGAAAAGAAAAGGAAAAGAACGAAAUAAUUAGUGUAAACUAAACUGUGAAUAUCCACGCCAAACAGUGGUUAAUGACGAACUCCGCAGCCAUUCGAUGUCUGCGCUAGCUUCGCCAAUUCCCUCCAUGAAGAACGCGAUCCACCCAGAAAACUGCAACGGAGCUGGAACCGAGGAGGAGGCGUCCUCCGCGUUCCACGCGGAAAUCGACCGCGUUCUGCUGAACAACAAUGCCAAUCACGUUGGCAGCAACCGCGAAAGCGGCGGUGGUAAAGGCGGCAGUGGUAAAGGCAGCGGGAAGGGUAGCGCCAACAGAAGCGGCAAUAUUGCCGGCUUGGGAGGAAGUGAAUCCAUGUGGUCAUCUGGUGGUGGUGGUAAGUCGCACGACGUUGCGCAGGCGUUCGCCAGUGCACUGCGCAACAUGAACCAUGAUAUUGGCAAAGGGCAGGCAGUGGUCCAAAAUCACCGGAAGGCUUACCAAUGCAAAGCAGGCGAUACGGUCAACCCGAUUGCCAAUGGCGAAGAUCUGCGUCUGUCCAAGAUUUUCCGCAGGCUAAUUAACGAGAGCAAUCUCACCGUGUCUCUGGAGCUGUGCGGCAAACUGGAUCAAGCGGUGCGCACGCCCAUCAACAUGGGCUACAUGACAUGCUCAUUCGUGUGGAUUCUGGAUAACAUGCUCACCGUAUACAAGCAAUGCCCGCCGCCGGUUCUGGAGGAGUGCAGCAAGACUCUCGGCCUGAUUGGCUAUAUCAACCGCAAGUCGUAUCCCAUUUACGAGGAGUUUAUCGUGAAGAACUACAAGAGUAGCAAGCGCAUGCAGAAGUACCUGAUCAUGGCCCUCCGCGCCACACUGAGCUGCGACACCAAGUGCGAGCUGCACAUGUACGCCGACAAAAUCAUGCUGCUGCUGAAGGAUUUUCUGGAGAAUGCGGAGAACGGCGACAUCUUCAUUGUCGUCAGCAACACGCUGGUGCAGUUCGCAGCCAGCUACGGGGAGACCUUCGAGUGCCACUUCACCGACGUAGUGGACAUCGUUAUCGGCUGGCAACUGGAGGCCGGCCAGCCCACGCACCUGAAGACCCACUGUGCACAGGUACUGGAGCAGUUGACGCCAUUCUUUAGCAAGCAGAUCGAUUUCAGUUACGGUUUGUUGGAUCAGUUUGUCGAGGAUAUCACCACGCCGGAGGAAGGGGAACUCGCGAACACAGCGGAGCGUGUGGGAGCCUUCGUUGGUGCCUUUAACACGCUGCUUAAGUGCCUGGCCCGCAUGCAGAUAUUCGUGGGCAUGCCCACCUGUGAAUGCAUCGUACAGAUGGCCGUGGAUCAUCUAAUCAAACUAAUGCCCACCCUGCACUCGAAUACGGAGGCAUUGGUCAAUAUAAACGAACUGCUCUGCAUCUGCCUGUUGAAUAACUUUACCGGCCUUGAUCCGAUAUUGUUGGAGCAGGUCCUGCUUGAUCAGGUCGAACUGAUGAAUUCUAUGACAAAGCUGCAGCGCCAAAGUUUCCUUUAUCUGCUGCUUUGCACGGUGAGAAGGUUGCGAGCCCGUCUAACGCCGAGCCUGGUGCACUUUAUAUUCCAAUCCAAUCCCAAUAUGGCGAAGGUUAGGCUUCAAUCACCUGGUGACAGUUCUUACAAGCUGCUACUGCGCACAUGCCAGGAGAUACUGCUCAUCCGGAAUGUGCCGCUGCUUCAGCAGGCGUAUAAAUAUCUUGUAGACGACAUUGACGUCUGUCUGGAAAAACUGAUUCUCACUGUACCACCGAGAACGAGGAAGUCCUCAAGUAAAGCCAACGAGGCGAGCGUGCUUCUCGUUUUCCAUCUGUCCGCUCUGGCUGCCCUGGCUAAGCAAACAUCUUCCAUCAUUGGCAUGUACGCAUGCAAGCCAUCGAUUCUGGAGCUGCUCCUCACCAAUUGCAGGGCCCACGAGCUGAAACUCUGGGGCAGAUAUCCCGCAGCUCAACAGGCCAUUUUCAGUCUGCUCGUGGUCCACUGCCAGGCGAAUCACAAUUUCCGCACCAACUCGAGCUUGCUUCGUGAUCAGGAACUGUCGGCAGAGAACACCUCGCCAACGGCAAACAAUUUUGCUAGCAUACUUCGCUUCCUGGAUUCGGUUCUGGGACAGGCUCACCAGCUGACGCCGCAAAACCUAAGGGUGUUACUGCAGUGGGUAGAGAUGCUCUUGAGAGAAUGCCGCGAGAAGAGUGAUCUGCUUAUGGAACAGGAGAACUUCCGUGGAAUAUGCUGCAACAUUGCAGCCACCGCCUCCAAAUUGACACCCUUGGAAAGUGCUGCCUGCAUCCAAACUGUCCUGGACUACGGCCUGGAAAGGCUAGCAAAAUAUCCACAGCUGCUGAUCCUGUACCGCGAUACGGCGCUACAGCAGCUGCAGAUGGUCUCCACGAAUUGCCAUGCACCCUAUUUCCAAAUCUACGCCCAGUUGCCAUUGCAUCUUACCCUCACCGGCUGUGAAUCAUUAAUGCCGGGGAUGACGAGCAGACGCGUUAGCGUUUGGCAGCAAAGGAUUAGUCAAUGGAGUGCAGUACGCGACACCGUCUUCCGCGAUUUCUUUGAACGGGUACAGAAACCGGAGCAAGAAUCACUGGUCCACUGUCUGCGCGAGCUGUUCGUUCGUAGCUGCCAGGUGGCUCCGCAGGAUGAACGACAGAUGAAUCUGUCGCAGUGCACCAAGCGCUGCCAGCGAUUGGCCACCGCCUGGCUGCAAUUCGAGGCAGCCAGAUACUGUGUGGAACAGCGACUGCGCACAACGUUGGGAAAGCCUCAGGAUACGUUCUUUGGAUUCGAGGCCAUUAUCAUGCGACAUGCCAGAUUGCUGAGUGGCUGUGCCAAGGAGAUGGAGCGCUCAGCCAUGGACACCCUGUCGUUGGAGGAGCUCCUGAACAUGCAAAGCAAUCUCAGUCUGCUGUUAGGCUUCCUCGAUGUGCUGGAGAAGCUCAUCUACAACGCCGCCGAGGGAAGCGCCUUUGCGCUGCGUCCCCCGCCAAAGCCAGUGGCUGCCUUCUUCCGCCUGAACAAUCCCACUUGUCAGUCCUGGUUCAAUCGUAUUCGUAUUGGUGUGGUCAUCAUUGCCAUGCAUGUGCAGCAACCGGAACUGGUUAUCCGAUAUGCCCAGCAAAUUCUGGUUAACCCACAGACGCAAGAUCCCACCUACAGUCAGGCCAUCGUUUACAUGGCCUGGGCCUUGAUCAGUUGCCAAGAAUCGGACUCGCUGCGAGGUCUGCGCCUUUGGGCUAGUAGCAAGAGCAGCAAAUCCUACAAGUGGCUAAAGUACGCGGCGGAUCAGGCGGCCGGAAAGCGGGAAUCUGCACUUGCCGGCUACAAAACUAUCCUGGCCGAGAAGGAGCAGCAGUCGGAACUGGAGCCGCAUACGCGACAGUUUGUUGUGGCGCAGAUGAUGCAGUGCUUGCAAGAUCUGGGUCAGUGGUCCCAGCUGGUGGAGCUGAAGCAGCAGCAUAUGAUGCGACCGGAGGACAGAGAACUGAAUCCCUUUCUACAACGCAGCAAUGUGGAGGUAAAUGCACUGGAACGGCUUUUGGCCAGGGGCCAGGAAGCGUGCUCCUCGAUGGACGAAUUCGGAGGAGCCUUGCAGCAGUUGAGCCUCUGGCCCAGUAACUGGGACGAGUCUGUGUCAUCAAGUGGCGUAACCGAACGUGCCAGCUUCUCAGCCAUCCAUGUGCGUCAACGAACCGAGGAUAUUGUGCUGCACAAGCUAUUAGAAGACCGUUGUCUGCCAGAUCAGGCGAAAAACCUACUGGACACCCAAUGGCGAGACAGUCUGCUGAAUACCAGUUUUGAUCAGAGAUCCUGCAAAGAGCUCACCCUGCUACGGCACGUAGUCCAAGGAGUCAGUGGCGGUCAGGAGUUGUCUCUGCUGCCCGUGAUCUCGGCGAGAUGUCAAAACCGCUCCAAAUUCGUUUCCAGUGUCAUUUUAAUGCGCUGUCUGGCAUGGACACAAUUGCUCCGACAGCAUUGUGCGCCUGGCAGCUGGGAAACGCUUUGCUUGGACGCAGCUGCUGCGGCGCGAGAGGAAGGCAAUCUUCAGCUAGCGGAAACCCUGCUCAGCCAGUUUUUCGGUCAGCCGAUAGGCGAGAUAGCCGAUCUGUUUUCACUGGAACAGGGAGUGGAGACGGAUAAUCCGGAGAUGCUUCGCGGCUACAGUGAGCUGGUCCAGUGCCUGCAUCUUCAGCAGCAGCAAACGGAGAAACAGAUCGGCGAUUUAAGUUCUUCGAUUGAUGUAUGCGCCGCCCUAUGCCUGAAUAUCCAGAAGAGCAACAAUCAACCGGCCGCGGGUGCUGAUCUCUUGCUUAACCUCUCCGAUUGGAUAACCGGCCGGACUUGCAAUGGCUUGACCACCAAUCUGUCGCCUGUAUUGAUUCAACUGCUGGAUCAGCUGCCGGAAUGUCCGCUGACCUCUGACUCCAGCCAACCGUUGGCCAUUCCCCAAGCCGAACGUCUGGUUGCCCGACUGGUCCAUUCUUGUUUACAGCAGCGUCCCAACUACGCGGAAGCUUUGAUAGCCUACGGCAAUUGGUGCUAUCGAUGGGGCAAGAAGAUCGUGGACAGCUGCUGUGUGCUCACCCAGGCCGAUGCGACGGCUAUCAGCCAGGCGCUGGACAUUGCCCAGCCGCUGGAAAACGAACAAUUGGACGAGCUCCUCCAGGCACUGAGCAUGGAACAGCCGCCGGCGAACUGUGUAGAGGUGUGUCCGGAGGUGGCGCGUGCCCGCGACGACGAGGCGGCCAAGAACCGUCUGCGUCGGCUGACCUUUUUGGCGGAUAAAACGCCGGAAGCCCUGGAUGCCAUUUUGCAGAUCUGGCGGCGGGCUAUAGCCAACACAUAUGAUUAUUACAAGGAUGCAGCGCGUUCGUACUUCCAAUAUCUUAGCUUCAAAUCGGGCUCGGGUCCGGAGAAGCCUGGAGGAGAACGUUUCCAUGUGGAUGAUAGCAACCUGGUGACAACGACGCUUCGUCUCCUCCGCUUGAUUGUGAAGCACGCCAGCGGUCUGCAGGAAGUUCUGGAGGAGGGACUGCACACCACGCCCAUUGCCCCCUGGAAAGUGAUCAUUCCGCAGCUAUUCAGCCGACUGAAUCACCACGAACCCUAUGUGCGAAAGAGCGUUAGUGAUCUGCUCUGUCGCCUGGCCAAGAGUCGCCCCCAGCUGGUUAUCUUUCCGGCCGUCGUCGGUGCCAACAGGGAUCAACAGGAUGCAGUAGCACCGCCCGCGACAGCGCGACCAGCCACGGAUGACGCCUGCUGCUACGGCUAUCUGAUGGGAGAGCUCUCGAAACAGGCGCCGGAGGCAGUGCAGCAUGUGAAGCUGAUGGUGAAGGAGCUGCGCCGCGUUUGCCUGCUGUGGGACGAGUACUGGAUCCACUCGCUGGCCCACAUCUACAAUACUUAUGUGAGUCGUGUGAGUGCGCUGGCAACCGAUUUCCGUCCGGACGAUCACGAGGGCAAGAAUAACCGCUUCAAUGUCUGGCGACCUCAAUUGCUCGCCGAUCUGGAAGCCCUGAUCGCGGUCACCGCCCGUCCGCCGGAGACCACCUAUGAGCGUAGUUUCCGCAAGCGUUUCGAUGCUCCCAUACGGGUCACCGUGGAUGCACUGCGAAAUCGACGCUAUCCGGAGGCAUGGGAUAAGCUGAAGCAGCUGUACCACAUCUUGCAAUCGAACAUGAUCCGCGGCUCGGGCAACACGCUCAAAAUGCAGAAUAUAAGCCCGGUGCUCUGUGGCAUUGGACGCAUGCGUAUCUCCAUGCCAGGCCUGGAUGCACAUGGGCCGGAUGGGGAUCAGGUGUACAUCGAGAGCGUCGAGAGUACGGUGUGCGUUUUGCCCACCAAGACGAAACCGAAAAAGGUGGCCUUCUACGGCAGCAAUGGUCAGCGCUACACGUUCCUGUUCAAGGGCAUGGAGGAUCUCCAUCUGGACGAGCGCAUCAUGCAGUUCCUGUCCAUCUCGAAUGCCAUCAUGGCCUGCCGCAGCGACGCGCCCGGCAAUGGCUGCUAUCGUGCCCACCACUAUUCGGUUAUACCAUUGGGACCGCAAUCCGGACUGAUUAGCUGGGUGGACGGGGUCACACCAGUCUUUGCGCUCUACAAGAAGUGGCAACAGAGACGGUCUCAAGUUGCUGCGAAUGCGGGACCCGGUGCUGCGGCACAUGUCCCGCGACGUUUCACGGACUUGUUCUACAACAAACUCUCGCCCCUGUUGGCCAAGCACAAUAUGCAGGUGGGCGAUCCACGACGCACGUGGCCGAUCUCCGUCCUGCUCCAAGUGCUCGCCGAAUUGUUGCAGGAAACACCCAGUGAUCUGCUUGCCCGCGAACUGUGGUGCCAGGCGGGAAAUUCUGCCGAGUGGCGGCAAUCGGUGCGUCGCUAUGUCCGCUGCAUGUCGGUCAUGUCGAUGAUUGGCUACGUCAUUGGCCUGGGCGAUCGUCAUUUGGACAACGUGCUAAUCAACCUGGGAAGCGGCGACAUCGUGCACAUCGACUACAAUGUGUGCUUCGAGAAGGGCCGCACCCUGCGAAUCCCCGAGAAGGUGCCUUUCCGUCUCACACAGAAUCUAGUGGAAGCCAUGGGCAUCACGGGAAUCGAAGGCCCCUUCCGCUUGGGCUGUGAAUAUGUACUGAAGGUGAUGCGCAAGGAGCGCGAAACGCUGCUGACCCUGCUGGAGGCCUUCGUCUACGAUCCCCUAGUGGAUUGGACCACCAACGACGAUGCCCAGGCUCUGCGGCGAUCCCUGAACGCCAAGCUCCCUCAGGCGGCUGGCGGAGGAGGAGCAGAUGGUCCGGGUGGCGGAGAUCAUAAGUACCACAAGAAGGACAAGAGUAAGGGAAAGACACAUGAAUCGGAUAACAAGCGACAGCCCAUCCUAAGCAAACUGGGCAUGCUGCAAAAGUACUGGUCCACCAACAAGACCGAGCUGAUACCGCAGCUGAAGGAAAUGCAGCAGGAGGUGGGCAACCUGCAGGCGGCACAGGCCAAGCAAGUGGUGGCCGAGCAGGAGCUCGUGAAGCUCAACCAGCGCAGCGCCCUAAUCGCCGAAAUCAAAUCGCUGGGCACGGCGAUCGAGAGCCACAGUUUCAAUACGGCCUCGCAGCGUAAUGCCGUUCGUCGUGGUCACUCGGAUGCACUGGUAUCGCUUAGUGUGGAACGACUGCCGGACUUUGGCCGCGUGCAGUGUCUCCUCAGAAGUUAUGGUCAAUGCCUGCAGCUCUUCCAUCUGAUUGAUCUGCAAGGCCAGCUCGGUCGGCUGCAAGUGGACCCGAAUUGCGAGAAUGCCAAGGAAUUUUCUGCGCUGACAGAGGCUCUACAGCUGCCCGGACUGGACAGCAUGCGCAGCCAGAUGAAUGAGCUACUGGGCCGCAUGGACAAGGUGGCACUGAAGAGUUCCAAGCAUCUGCAAGAGUAUGCGGGAGUCAUGAACUUCUAUCCGGAGCAAAGCCACCGGCAAAACCUGUUCGUUCGCUUCCACGACAGCUUUUCAUCGUACAUCCAGAGCGGUUACACUGUGGACUCAACCAGCAAUACCGAUUCGCCGUCCAGUUCUAUUAUUUGCAAGGCCGAUGUCGUGGGCGUCGCGGAGGCCAUGGAGUACUCCCGGGACCGGCUCGGCUCCCAAUUGCAUGAGGUCUCGAAGCUUUAUGCCGCCAAGCAGUCGCAGGCUCUAACUCUCGGUCCACCCACGACCGCAUUGCUGGGCAUGAUUGUCCAGAGUGGCUGCAGCCCGCUGCUGCUCAAGGCCAGCAUGGUUCGUACCUUGGAUCGCGCUGGCGGAGCAUUCGCGGCUUACGAACAGGCGGCACUGGCCAGCCACGACGAGGGACUGCUGCAUCACCAGAUGCUCUUUAUUCACCUGGUGCGCUCCAUGUCGCAAGGAGUUUUGGUGAUGAACAAGAACGAGGAUCUGCAUCUGGGACACUUGGAGAGCCUACUUUCAGCGCUGUCGCAUCUGAAGAAGAUCUUUGAGUACGACUUGCCAGCCAUCAUGUAUAGAAUGCUCAUGCUGCAACCCAAUUUGGGUAAGUUGAGUGCCUUGUGCCAUUUGAGUGCCUCCAGCCUUGGUCAGCUGUUUUUGGAAGCCACGAUGGAGAACGGACAUAAGCCGCCGGAUCAGUUCCCAACAGAGCGCAGAUUUCUGCUAACCCUGCAGCCCGCCUACGAUCAGUUCCUGUUGGCCUCCACCUCGUUGGACUCGCUGGUUAGCAGCCUGCAGACGAUGCUCGAGGAUGUCCACGAUGUGCAGGCCCAACAAAUAAUGGAACUGGGUCUAAUGAGGUCCUGUCAUACGGAUCUGAACGACGAGUGCUUCUUCGGCCUGGUCAGUGAGGCAUUGGAGGCCAGUCGCACUUGUGAUGUGCGUGAAAUAGCCCGACCUGUUUUGGGCUUCAUCCAUCGCCUCCAAGUGGAGAAACUUGCAGGCCUGCUGCCGAUCCUCACGCGGAACUUCUACACCGCCAUCGGUCCGCAAUGUCUACCCACCGCCAGCUGUGGGGACCCUGUUCAAGCGGACCACCUGUGCGAGAGUCUCUUCCUUUCGCUGCAAUCGGACGGCGUUUUGCUGCAGCAGCAGGCGGAAAUGGCACUGAUCAGUCAGCAAUUGGACCUGCACACCAUGGCCGCAUCCGCUCAGCAUUGGGCCUAUUCGGAGGCACUGGGCAGCCAGUUGCGCUGUGGCCCUCACAUCGUCAGCCGCCCGAAACUUAUCGCCGCCAUUGGCGAAUGUUGGCUGGAGUUGGACCAAAAAUUGACUGCCCUGCAGCAACUACAAGCUGGCCUCGAUUCGCAACUCAGCCAGUUGCAGACGCAGGGCAGUAACUGGAAUCGUAAUCACAUAGACAACCUGCUGCGCUGUGAGCAGAGUAACAAACAGAGGAUAAUGGCUCAUGUGGCGGUGUUGCAAAAGAUGACUGAUGGAGCCGGUGCGGUAGCCCGCCUGGAGCAACAUGCGGAAGCUCUGGGCGAGGAGGGGCAGGCACUGGUUGACCACUUGGAACAAUGGCUGGCUGCGCACGGGCAAUGGCAGGCGAGCAGCUCAAGGAUCAGCGCCGUGGAGCAGUCGGUGGUGGAGCUCUUGGACCCGGAAGGUGCCAUCGAUCACUAUUGGCUUGAGAAUGUGCAGGGGUUGUUGGAGGAGCAGACCUGCAAGGUGCACCGCGAGAUCGCGGCAAUAGAAGGCGAACAGCAGAGCAAGCACGGUUUCAUUUGCACCCUACUCAAGGAGACUCUGCGCCUGCUGGAAAACAUGCCACGCUUCCAUGUGCACAGCCUGUGCUCCGAGGCCCAGGCACAGGGCCAAGGCAAACUUGAGUAUGCGAAUGUGCAGCUACUGUCCGACCAUCUGCGCGAAUGCCAGGGCCUGAUGCAGUCCUUCUACAUGCGGCUGCAGGAGCUGCGAAAGGAUAUCUGCUCCGAGCGUCGCGUUCUGCAGCCUUCAAUGCUGCAAAGCUGGCGUCAGCAGUUGAAGGUGAUCUUGGCGUUAGCCAACCAGGAGGUAAACGAGUUCUUCAAGAGCAUGGACGACUUCAUGCUGCACGCAGGCGAAACGGACUCGUACGAAAUCUUCACGCAUGUCAAAGGUUCUAACAAUGUGCAUGAGCAGAAGCGAAAUGCGUACGGCGUGUCUGUGUGGAAGAAGAUUAGGAUGAAGCUGGAGGGCCGAGAUCCAGAUAGCAACCUGCGCAGCACCGUCGCCGAGCAGGUUGACUAUGCCAUUCGCGAGGCCUCCAAUCCGCACAACCUCGCCGUGCUCUACGAGGGCUGGACGCCGUGGGUAUAAUUUCUCACACUGUCUGGCCGCAUUGUUGGGCUUUUGACUACAACACACAUCAAAACUCGGAGCGGAGAAAGACUACUACAUUCAACAUUGGGGCCACCUGUGAAUCGAAUUUCAGGACCUCCUUCGGACUGUAAACAGUCGCAGCCUGACGGCAUCUUCCGACUCCCCAAAGGCCGUGGCGGAACAAAUUUGGCCGCCGCCCCCAACCAACCAUGUGUAAUUGCAUAAUCGAUAGGAAACGAAAAGAAACGAAACGAAAGUAAAAACAGACGGACGGACACGGCUUGCUGUGGUCCGGAAGCCGGCGGAUCGUGGCGUAUGCCACGUGCUCUCUCGGAUCGCAACCCGCAUUCUGAGUUGCUGGCCGAGUAGCAGCAGAGUAGCAGCGGCUGACACAGCUCCCACAGCCCACAGCUCCCGAUGUACAAGAUCUGGGCUCGAUGACGUUAUCGGAUACGAUAUAUUCCAGGUUUCAAAUUCAAAAUUUUUUCGUUUACCGGUCCUCCGUUUUUUUUUUUUUCUUUUAUUUAAAUGCAGUUGUGCAACUUUUCCUAUACGAUUCGAUUAUAAACUAUAUAUUAAUUUACACAAUA